Molecule: messenger RNA, 2301 nt
Organism: Triticum dicoccoides
Lineage: Eukaryota; Viridiplantae; Streptophyta; Magnoliopsida; Poales; Poaceae
Product: wall-associated receptor kinase 5-like
Exons: 4
Coding region: 1-2301 (766 amino acids)
Biological process (GO): cell surface receptor signaling pathway; protein phosphorylation
Cellular component (GO): plasma membrane
Molecular function (GO): protein serine/threonine kinase activity; ATP binding; calcium ion binding
Source: RefSeq, a predicted model, not a curated record
AUGGCACCAGUCAGCUCGGUGGCCGCGCUGGCAGCAGUGCUCGUGGCGCUGCAGCUGUCUGCGGCGGCGGCGGCGGCUGUUGAUGCGCACGGAUGCACCCGGGAGUGCGGCGACGUGGACGUGCCGUACCCGUUCGGCGUCGUCGGCGAUCCUGGCGGGGCUGGCUGCUACUUGCCGGGCUUGAAUCUCACCUGCGAGACGAGCCGCGACGACCCCCCUCGGCUGCUGCUCGGCGACGGCUCCCUCCAAGUGGUCACUAUCUCCCUCCAGAACCUCACUGUGCGCGCUGUACACGCCGGCGACAUAAAGAUAGACGCCGACGGCAACGGAACCUUCGGCGGCGGACUCAGGGUCCACGGGCCCUACAAGCUAUCCGACUCCGACCGCAACGAGCUCGUUGUAACGGGUUGCAACGUGAUGGCGACGCUGUACGAGGAGAGCAGCCACAUCAUCAUGAGCGCAUGUGCCUCCUUCUGCGAGGACCCCAAUGGCGCUUUGCACUCAUUCCCAGGCAACUAUGGCCCAGGCAAGAAGUACUGCAACGGCAAGGAGUGCUGCCAGGCGCCCAUCUCCGUGAUCCGUGACGAGGCAGCGGGCUACGUGACGUUCAAAUGGUUCGGCCAGAACAGAAGCGCGGAUCACGAGUGGGGGCCGCCCGCUCGCGUGUUCGUCGCCGAGGAGGGGUGGUUUGAUAAUGACCACGUUGGUGUGAUGUAUCCUUUGUCAGAAGAUGCAAUGGCAGUUCCCAUUCUUCUUGACUGGGAGAUUGUCGAUAUAGACCCGGCCCCAUCAAUAGAUUUCACCACGUGGUACGCCCCGCGUCAUUGCACAAGUAAAGUGGCCUCCAGCAUAUGCAAGAGCGACAACAGCGAGUGCUAUCAUGGUAGAGGCUAUUCCUGCUACUGCGAAGAGGGAUACGACGGCAAUCCCUACGUCACCGGCGGCUGCCAAGAUAUAAACGAGUGUGAGCAACCAGGAGGAAGUCGGUGCCUUGGUAAAUGCACCAAUACGCAAGGCUCUUUUGAGUGCGAGUGUCCAUCAGGAACACCCAUGAGCAAGCACAGCCGCUGCAUACAAGAGAGUCGUGGCUAUUCGUGUGCCAUCGUAGGAGUUGCUAGCGGGGCAGGCCUUGUACUUUUGGUUUUUAUUGGGCUCUUCAUUUCCAAGAAAUUAAAGCACAAAAGGACACAGAUGUUGAAGCGCAAGUUCUUUGAGCAGAAUCGUGGUCAAUUGCUGCAACAAUUGGUAUCUCAGAGAGCUGAUAUUGCAGAAAGGAUGAUCAUACCUUUAGAAGAGCUAGAGAAGGCAACAAACAACUUUGAUAAAGCUCGUGAGCUUGGUGGUGGAGGGCAUGGCACCGUCUACAAAGGUAUUUUAUCAGACCUACAUGUUGUGGCUAUCAAGAAACCAAAGAAGGUGGUUCAGAAAGAGAUUGAUGAGUUUAUCAAUGAAGUUGCUAUAUUGUCACAAAUCAACCAUCGGAAUGUGGUAAAACUCUAUGGUUGUUGUCUUGAAACAGAAGUCCCAUUGUUGGUCUAUGAGUUCAUAUCAAAUGGAACCCUCUAUGAUCAUCUUCAUGUUGAAGGACCAAGAUCAUUGUCAUGGGGUGACAGGCUACGGAUAGCAAUUGAAACGGCUAAAUCCCUAGCAUAUCUUCACUCGACAGCUUCAAUACCUAUCAUCCACAGAGACAUCAAGUCAGUAAACAUACUUUUGGACGAUACUCUAACAACAAAGAUAGCAGAUUUUGGUGCUUCAAGGUAUAUUUCAGUGGAGAAAUCAGGUUUAACAACCAUGGUGCAAGGCACUGUCGGAUAUUUAGACCCUAUGUACUUCUAUACAGGGCGACUCACGGAGAAAAGUGAUGUCUACAGUUUUGGUGUCAUGGUUGUAGAACUGUUGACCAGAAAGAAGCCAUUUUCAUAUUUAUCCCCCAGUGGUGAUGGCAUUGUUGCACAUUUUGCUAUGUUAUUUGCAGAAGAUAACUUGUCGCAUAUACUAGAUCCACAAAUUAUAGAUGACUGGAGUAAAGAAGUCCAUGAAGUCGCUACACUUGCAAUAGCAUGUACCCAGUUAAAAGGAGAGGAUCGGCCAACCAUGCGACAAGUGGAGUUGACACUAGAGAGCCUACGAUCAUCAAUGCAUAUUGUUUCAGAUAAUGUGGUGGAUGAGGAAUUUGAGAAUGACGCCAUUCCAAUAAAUUGCCCAAUAAAUGAGCAUGAAAGAGGCGGCGAUGAGGAUUCAACCAGACAAUAUAGUAUGGAAGAAGAGUUCAUGUUAUCAUCAAGGUAUCCUCGGUAG